AUGUGGUAUUCAGUGAUACUCCUAGCGGCACUAUUCGUAUUUACACGGGGAAUCAACAGUUCGGCAGUCAAGGUUGUCCGGCUCAGCGUCGAUGGCCGCACCGAUGUCGCUUUAGGUCUUGGAAAUCCGCGUCCUACUCUUGCCUGGCAGAUGAUUCAAGUCCGAGACUGCGACGAGCCUGUAUGCCCGGGCGACCGACAGUCCGCUUACCGAGUCCAGGCGGCUACGACUCUCGAAGACCUAAGAUCGGGCCGGCUAGUCUGGGACAGUGGGAAAGUCGACAGUAACUCCCAGCAGGUACGCUUCGGCCGUGAUCUCAACUCACGCGACACUGUUGUCUGGCAUGUGCGGGUGUGGGAUGCCAAUGGCACCCCUUCCGGUUGGUCGCCGCCUUCAACUUGGACCACAGGCCUGCUUAACCAGUCAGACUGGGGCGAAGCGCGUUGGAUCAACCAUCCCACACGCACGGAAACCCAGCCGCUGCCACUGUUCGUUCGCCAUUUUAAUAUUUCCCAGAGCAAGAAGGUUGCUUAUGCGCGCUUCUAUUUGUCCGGCGUCGGCAUGCACCACGCUACGGUCAACGGAGAGGACGUCACUGAUGAGGUCCUUGCACCGGGUUAUUCCAACUACCAACUCUCCAGCGAAUAUCGUACGUACGAUGUCAAGAAAGCUCUGAAGCCGGGGGCAAACUCUAUUGGUGUAAGUUUGGGCAAUGGGCCUGCCUACAUUCGUCGGAGCGUCACCAAUGCAGCCGUUGGGCGCAACGCACCCUAUGCUUGGUGGGAGAGUCAGCUCAAGGGCAAUGGAACUCUCAUUACCAACGCAGAGGCCGGCAGUACAACUGUUCAUCUCAACAAUGUCACUAGAUACCAUUUAGGAGGCACUAUCAAUAUUGAUACCGGCGAUGGCGGCGAGGCUCUUGAAUCGCGCACCAUCACGGUAAUUGACAAUAGCACCAACACCAUCAGCUUCACGCCUGGACUCACUCUGGCACACAAAUCUGGGGUUAUCAUCACCGGCUCAGGCAACAACAUUGCUGCAAGCGAUCCAUCAGCUGGCGCUGCUGUCACCCCGCGCCUUAUCGGCCGUCUGGAGAUCGUUUACACUGAUGGUAGCACAGAUGUCAUUGUCACCGACCGUUCCUGGCGCACCACGCUCGGCCCUUUGGUGACCAACCAAUGGUACUCGGGCUCGGACUAUGAUGCUCGCCGCGAGCAAGCCGACUGGGAUUCUCCCGGCGUCUACCUGGCAUUGACAACUUGGAUUGCUGCUGGGUUUGCUCCACCACCCAACCUUGCCACAAAGUUGGUUGCUCGCGCCGCUGAGCCUGUCAAGAUGCAGGAGACAUUCAAGGCAAUAUCUGUCACGAAUCCGGUCGCGAGCACAUGGGUCUUUGAGUUUGCACAGAACUUUGCAGGCUGGCCCCUUCUCAAACUCCCCGAGCUGCCCCCUGGCGUUACUAUUAAGAUGGCCCCUGCCGAGUCCCUCAAUGCUAACGGCACCGUUGACCAGUCAUCUCUUGGCCCCGGAUCCCGUGGUACUGACUUGUUCAACACCUACACCACGUCGGGGCGCCCUGGUGGCGAGACUUGGUCUCCUAAGUUCAACUACUUCGGCAUGCAGUGGGUACAGGUCACCGGCCUCCCGGCCGGGUUCAAGCCGGACGCGGACCUGAUCACCGGUAUACGUCUACAAGUCGACGCUCCAGUUGCGAGUACUUUCUCUUCGUCCAACGCACGUGUUAACAGAGUCCACAAAAUGGCGUGGUACUCAUUUGCUAGCAAUAUGAUGUCGGUCUUCACAGACUGUCCUGGGCGCGAGAAACUGUCGUAUCCAGCUGACUACACUAUGCCCAUGGGUGCUAUCUAUCGCAAUUUCAACAUCAACGCCUUUCUACGCACAAUCAUACACCACUUGGUAGAGGCCCAGUCUAUUGCGGACACCCCGAUGGCUGGCAAUGUUGCCCUCAAAGCACCUGUCUACGAUUGGGGGUAUAGUGGCCGCUUCGGCGACGAGAUCAACUGGGGCGACGCCAUCGUUCUAGUUCCUUCCCUGCUUCAUGAUUUAUACCGUGAUACGACGGUUAUGGCAGCCUAUUACAACCAGAUGACUGACUUUGUCGAUUACAUCCAGCGCGAAAAGGCCCAAGGACACAUUGUCGACGCAGCCCUCGCAGACUGGGUGGAUGACAACGGUGAGACCUCGGGUCGCAUUACUGGUACUUGGGGCUACUACCUCACCAUCAGUGCCAUGGCUCGUAUGGCCAAUCUGACCAGCCACGCAGCCGAUGCUGAGCGUUACGCGAGUCUAGCUGCCGAGAUCCGUGACGCGUUCCACGCCGCCUUUUACAAUGAUGCUAGUGGUCGCUACACGAACUCUGGCAACAAUAGCACCAGUAAUGCUACCCAGGCCGCCCAGGCCCUUGCCCUAGAUGCCGGCCUUGUACCUGGUGAGCAUCGGGAAUCGGUACUCAACGCCCUAGUUGAGCUAGUCAAUGACUAUCAUUCAAGCAACAGCAGUGGGCCACAUUUCAGCGGAGGUACGAUCGGGCUAGGACCGAUUGUCCGCGCGCUGUCAGCAGGCAACCGGGAUGAUUUACUCUGGAGUGCAUUACAGCAAGACGACAAACCUAGUUACGGCUACUUCAUGGCUUCAACAGUGGCCAAUCCGAACGGGUUCACCACCAUUGGUGAAUCGUGGGAUCGUGGCUCAUCCAAGAACCACAUGAUUCUAGCCCAGAUCGACGAAUGGUUCCAUGCUGGCAUUGCAGGCAUCCGGCCCAACUCCCUCACCACUCUUAGCCAGACUUGGGAAGAUCAACUCGUGUUCCACCCUAAGCCGGUUGGUGACCUCGAGAAUGCUGCAGCAUCCUAUCAAACACAGCACGGGGAGGCGCGUAGUGAAUGGAGAAUCACGACUGAUGGUGCUUUCACAUUAUCUGUUACGGUACCCGCUAACACAAACGCCGAGGUACGCGUACCUGGCCAAAAUGCUGUUAAAGUCUCUCCCCGUGCCAAGCGUGCUGGCACCGGACAGGGAUAUACCAUCUACACUGUCCCCUCCGGCAUGCAUACAUUCAAUACUACAAUUUUGGAGUAG
Molecule: messenger RNA, 3099 nt
Organism: Phaeoacremonium minimum UCRPA7
Lineage: Eukaryota; Fungi; Ascomycota; Sordariomycetes; Togniniales; Togniniaceae
Product: putative alpha-l-rhamnosidase protein
Exons: 1
Coding region: 1-3099 (1032 amino acids)
Biological process (GO): carbohydrate metabolic process
Source: RefSeq, a predicted model, not a curated record